AUGGAGGGGGCGGGAACAGCACUACUGUGGAGCCAGGUGGGCUCGCCGCUGGCGUCCUUCCCGGCGAUGCUGUUCACGGUGGCGGCCAUGGCGGCCGGCGCAUUCGCAGUGUACUUCUACGCGCCGUCAUGGCGCCUGCGCAGUGUGCCGGGCCCCCUCGCUUACGGCCUCGUCGGCCACCUGCCGCUGCUGGACAAGCAUGGCUCCCAGGCGUUCGGCGUCCUCGCAAAGAAAUACGGGCCCAUCUACAGGUUCUACAUGGGCAGGCAGCCGCUGGUGGUGGUCGCCGACCCGGAGCUGUGCAGGGAGGCCGGCAUCAAGAAGUUCAAGAGCAUCGUCGACAGGAGCGUGCCGGUCACCAUCGCUAGCUCGCCCAUCCACUACAAGAGCCUCCUCUUCACCAAGGGCUCGACAUGGCAGGCGAUGCGGAACGUGAUCAUCUCCAUCUACCAGCCAUCGCACCUGGCGAGCCUCAUCCCGGCCAUCCAGCCCUACAUCGAGCAGGCGGGCAACCUGUUCUGCCCCGGCGAGGAGAUCACCUUCUCUGACAUCUCCAUCAGGCUCUUCACCGACGUCAUCGGCCAGGCCGCCUUCGGCGUCGACUUCGGGCUCACCAAGGACGCCGCCGACGACGCCGAGAAGAUCAUCCACGACGCGCCCCGCGACUUCAUCCAGAAGCACCUGUACGCCACCACGUCCCUCAAGAUGGACCUGUCGGGCUCGCUGUCCAUGCUCGUCGGCACGUUCCUGCCGGCGCUCCAGAAGCCGCUGCGGCAGCUGAUGCUGCGCGUGCCGGGCUCCAUGGACCGGCGGAUGGACGAGACCAACACGGCGCUCAGCGGCGAGCUCGACACCAUCGUGGCGGAGCGGGCGGCUCAGGCGGACCGGGGCCAGAAGAACUUCCUCUCCGUGCUGCUCAACGGCAUCGACACCAGCGACGCCAUGAGGAAGCUCUUCACGCCGGACUACGUCAGCGCGCUCACGUACGAGCACUUGCUCGCGGGCUCCGGCACCAUGUCCUUCACGCUGUCGAGCCUGGUGUACCUCGUGUCGGCGCACCCGGAGGUGGAGGGGAAGCUGCUCCAGGAGAUCGACGCGUUCGGGCCCAAGGACGUGGUGCCCGACGCCGACGACCUCCGCACCAAGUUCCCCUACCUGGAGCAGGUCGUCAAGGAGACCAUGCGAUACUUUCCCGGCUCCCCGGUGGUCUCGAGGGAGGCGACCGCCGACGUCGAGAUCGGAGGCUAUUUCCUGCCCAAGGGGACGUGGGUGUGGCUGGCGACGGCGGUGCUGGGGAGGGACCCGGAGCAGUUCCCGGAGCCCGAAGCGUUCCGGCCGGAGCGCUUCGACCCGGAGAGCGAGCAGUGCAAGCGGAGACACCCCUACGCGUACAUCCCCUUCGGCAUCGGCCCGCGGGCGUGCCCGGGGCAGAAGUUCGCGUUCCAGCAGCUCAAGCUCACCGUCAUCCACCUCUACCGCCGCUACGUCUUCAGGCACUCGACCAGAAUGGAGUCCCCACUGCAGCUGCAGUUCUCCAUCGUCACCAACUUCAAGAACGGUGUCAAGCUCCAGGUCGUUCAAAGGAAGAACUAA
Messenger RNA from Triticum turgidum subsp. durum (durum wheat), 1593 nucleotides. The record is from the annotation of a GenBank genome assembly. NCBI's taxonomy places the organism in Eukaryota, Viridiplantae, Streptophyta, Magnoliopsida, Poales, Poaceae.